Molecule: messenger RNA, 990 nt
Organism: Tuber aestivum (summer truffle)
Lineage: Eukaryota; Fungi; Ascomycota; Pezizomycetes; Pezizales; Tuberaceae
Source: the annotation of a GenBank genome assembly
AUGAGGGAUAACCGCUGGAACACCACUGCCUUCCUACUCCUGCGCAUAUCACAGCUCCUACUAGGAGUGAUUGCGCUAGGAAUAUCCGCUUAUUUCGAAUCUAGAUACGAAAGCCAAAAGUAUCCCCCCCCUUCCACCCCCACACCAAGCCAGACAAUAUUUAACCGGAAAAAUAGCUUCAUAAUCCUCAUCCUCGCACUCGGCAUCCUCACCCUAGUCUGGGUGAUUGUAGCCCUAACUCUCUUCUUCACGAACAAACUCCACCCACUAGCCGCGAUAAUCGUGGAUGUAAUACUAGCAAUAUGUUAUAUCGCCUCGAUCGCCACGGUCGCGAGCACCUACCCCGGCGUCAUCGGUAAUUCCUGCAAGGCCUACGCCCCCUCGCGGGACGGAAUGGACGAUAUGGUGAUCAAGGAUUGCGCAAUGCUGAAUGGCGGAUUCGCAAUUCUAGUCACAAAGUUGCUGAUGUUGUUCGGGGCGAUCAUCUAGGAUAGCAAAGUUUUACGCCAGAAUCGCAAUGGGAAGCGUGGGGAUGCUCGUGCCGUUGUUCGGAAUGCUAUGCAUUGCGGUGGUGUUGGUGGCGGGCAGAUGGCUCUAAUAGGGGGAGCGUAUGAGUUGCUGGGACCUACAAUGGACCCGGAAAACGGCAGCCGCGGUUCAGGUGGAAACCAAGGAGCACAGACCUUUAUGUCACAGUAUCAUCCAAGGAAUUCCCCGAUUUAUCCGGCUCAGGUCGCAUCGCCAGCCACUCUGCAUAAUCCUUAUGUUCCACCGCCCUCCCUUCUGGCCAUGCCGCAACAGGCCCUCAUGAUGCAGCAUCCUCAACAUCAGAACCACCGGAACCACCACCGCCACCAGCUCCACCACCUCCACCACCUCCAGCAACAGCAGCAACGCCAACACCAACUACAGUCUCAGCACCAGCACCAGCAUCAACAGUAUCAGCAGAACCGAGAAUCGCCGCCGCAGGAGUUAGGUGGAACGUACUAG